GUUAAGCGAUUUCUUUUUUGUGGCAGCUAGAUAUGCUGCUAUGUUCGAAAAUCAUGCAGAAAACAUCUAUCAACAAAGAAGGCAGGAUAAACCUAGUAAUCUAGUGGCAAGGGAUAUGAAGAAAGAGUAA
Molecule: messenger RNA, 130 nt
Organism: Ambispora leptoticha
Lineage: Eukaryota; Fungi; Glomeromycota; Glomeromycetes; Archaeosporales; Ambisporaceae
Source: the annotation of a GenBank genome assembly